Molecule: messenger RNA, 1337 nt
Organism: Marasmius oreades (fairy-ring Marasmius)
Lineage: Eukaryota; Fungi; Basidiomycota; Agaricomycetes; Agaricales; Marasmiaceae
Exons: 5
Coding region: 145-1260 (371 amino acids)
Source: RefSeq, a predicted model, not a curated record
CAUGUCAUCAUUUCCAAGGGUGCCAGAGGUCUUUGGGCGCCUUGAGAGUUCCUCGGUCUCAAAGUUUUAAACUCAAGGUCAAAUUUGUAGUUAAAAGUUGGCCAGCUUGAGUGGACAACUCUUCAGGGUUCCCCAGCAAUAGCAAUGUCAGACGUCGGAGGGAAUAACACUACGACUCCUAGCGGGCCACCACCUCAACCAGGCCCCGAGACCGGCUAUUACGGCCCUCAAGAACCUCCCCAGCUCAUCUGGCUAGAGAAUGCAAGCUUCGCCGGUAACACCAUGGGCGGCAUCUGCUAUGGCAUGACCUUUGUUCUCUUCUUCCAAUGUGUCUUUGCGAUUAUCAACUCUCCCAACAAGGACGCGAGAAAACCAAUGCUUCUCUAUGUCAUCUUCAUGUUCGCCCUUGGCACCAUCUUCACCGCAGGAAAUUUGAAUCUGCAGCAACACAGUUACAUCGAUUUCCGCAACUUCCCUGGCGGGGGUCCGCUCGGAUAUGCCCUGUCUCAAUAUUCAACGUGGCGCGGAAUGACGCCUAAUGUCGUCUACACCAUAUCCAACUGGUUCGCAGAUGGUCUUUUGAUGUAUCGAUGCUAUGUCAUCUACAACAUGCAAAAGUGGGUCCUCGUCAUCCCCGGGAUCAUGUUCGGUGGUUCUAUCUCGAUGGGAGUAAUCACACUAUAUAAGUCCUCUCGCCCCGGCUCGAACCUCUGGGCAGGCAUCACCGUCAACUUCGGUCUACCCUACUUUGUCCUCUCCGUGGCACUUAACGUCAUGUUGACCCUCAUCAUCUCAUUCCGUCUCCUCUGGCACAGUCGUAAAUACAACCUAUCCACAUCGUCCAGCGGGGUCUACAAGAGGAUCGUGUCAAUGCUUGUGGAGAGCUGUGCACUGUAUUCCUUGUUCUCUAUUCUGUUUAUUGGGACCUACGCUGCGGGGAACUAUGCGUCGGAUUUGUUCUUGCCGAUUUUAUCUCAAGUCCAGAUCAUAGCUCCCUUCCUCAUCAUCAUCCGCGUAGCCACUCGAAGAUCCGUGACAGACUACAUACACGGCAGUAGCGGCUCGGGAUCAGGCUACAGAGGCGGCAACAUCGUGACUGGUGAAAUACAAUUCCAAACGACUCAGCUUUCGAGUUUCCACACGCGAUCCCAUGCCAGUGGACAUACCACAGCUCCGAGCUUCAACACCCAGACUGCUAUGGAAGACUUGAGUAAUGAUAGUUUUGGUGAUAAGAAGUUGCAUAGUGUUGGCACUGUGUGAUAGCUAUAGUAGCCCCCGAAGUGGUAUUCCGAGUCUGCUUUGUGUACGUUAUACGAUGUAGUACGUCCUUCAUCAGG